Dentiscutata heterogama is the source of this 203-nucleotide messenger RNA. The record is from the annotation of a GenBank genome assembly. NCBI's taxonomy places the organism in Eukaryota, Fungi, Glomeromycota, Glomeromycetes, Diversisporales, Gigasporaceae.
AGUAAACCUGGGCUAUACUCCAGGUUAUACUCCGGGCUAUACUCCAGGUUAUACUCCGGGUUAUACUCCAGGUUAUACUCCGGGUUAUACUUCGGGUUAUACUCUGGGUUAUACUCCAGAUUAUACUCCGGGUUAUACUCCGGGUUAUACUCCAGGUUAUUCUCCAGGUUAUACUCCAGGUUAUACUCCGGGUUAUAUUUCAG